Molecule: messenger RNA, 2673 nt
Organism: Paramuricea clavata
Lineage: Eukaryota; Metazoa; Cnidaria; Anthozoa; Malacalcyonacea; Plexauridae
Source: the annotation of a GenBank genome assembly
AUGGAAGAAAUUUUGAACAGAUUUGAUUUAGACGAUAGCCUCAGAUAUGUCAGGUAUGGGACUGCAUGGCGUGAACUUUGUCCCAUGCAGUGACAUUCAAAAUUGACUUUAAGUAAUAUUAUAUUAAAAAUAUUAAAGUGUAUAUGACAUGAAAUUUCUUAUUUUUUUAAAUGAAAGAACUCUUUAAGUUGUAGUGUAACUUAUCUUGUUUUUAUGGUUUGUUCCCGAGAUAUUUCAAUUUGCUUGAUAUGUAAGUGAGUGUGAAUAUGUCCGCUAAUUUAUGACGUCAUGUUGGUUGCAAGGUGAAGCUCGACUUACACUGGUUAUAAAUGUGUUAACACUAAAAACUGUUGAUAUCAGUUCACGUUUUUCUCCAGUGUUUCAUCACAUUUACCAGUGAGUGAAGUUUGAAAUUAUCAUUUGGGAUGAUAGCAGUGGUAUUCAACCAUUUUGAAGAGCUAGCAACCAACAUGACGUCAUAAAUUAGCGGACAUAUUCACACUCAUUUACAUAUCAAACAAAUUGAAAUAUCUCGAGAACAAACCAUAAAAACAAGAAACUGAAAAAUAAGUUACACUACAGCUUAAAUAAGAGUUUUUUCAUAUAAGAAAAUAAGAAAUUUCAUUUCAUAUACACUUAAUGUCUUUAAGUAAGAGAAAGCAUUACCUUUACUAUAUUUGAAAUAUUUUAAAGCUUCUAAGUAUGCAACGACCGCAGAGUUUCCACUGCGCAUCCAUGUGACGCGUUCUGCGUCGAGAUAAAUUGCAGAUGAACAAUGACGUGUAGCUGAGACUGGAAGAAUUAGAAUAUGAUAUUCACAUAUGAAAGUAUUCAGUGAUUGACCGAUUGUGCCACAAUCGGAAAUUACCGAUUAUUCAUGCCACAAUCUGCCAGAUACCGAUGCCAAUUUUAUAAAGACGUCAUAAUAUCAAUCGACUGGGUGAAGGUGACAUCAUUCAUGACGAUUUUUUAACAAUAAUUUUCAACGUAACGUAGCAUGUUACUGCACCAAUCGUUAAAAUUGUUAAUAAAUGGCACGCUUCACGCAUUAUUUUAACAUAUUGCGUUAAAACGCAACGUGUAUCAACGUGCAAUGCAUACACUUUUUAAAUUAAAGUGUGUUUUUUCUCAACAAUCGAUUUUAGAAAAUCGGAAUUAUAGGUAAUUCUACCGAUUCCGAUUGUCUACCGGUCCGAUAUUUCUUUCUAAGACCUCACGCUCGGUUAAUCUUCUGGAUGAACAUUUUAGUGCAUCCGAUCCGGUCUCAGCUACAUGUAGAACAAAUUUGGCUAACGUUUGUUUAUACCUAUUUGACAACUUUAGAUCACUCACAUGCCUAGUUAACUGUUGUUUUAGCUUACAUAUAAAUAGAACAAAGGCAACUAAGGCCUGCCUCAAACGUCGCGCGUCCCAUGUGCCCAACGCAUUAGAAACAGUAGAUAAUGAGGCAUUUUAGCUGAUUAUCUAUUGUUUUUAAUGCUUUCAGCAAAUGAAAAGCGCGACGUUUGAAACAGGCCUAAGCGUUAGAAUUAUGUAGGCUACACGAGUGAUAAUAUCUCUUAGGCCUAUACAUAAUUCUAAUGUUUAGUUACCUUUGUCCUACUUUAUGCUUCGGUAAACUAGAACAAUGUAAUAGCAUGUGACUUAUCUAAAGUUGUUAAUUGGGUAGCAACGAUGUAAAACAACGUUAACCAAAUGUGUCUAUAUUGACAAUUGGCUACUAGUAAUAACAACGACAACAGUGGCAUAACAGCUGCUACAAUUAAAUGUCGGCACUUGGCGAAGACAUGCAUGUACGCUUAGGUACCUAUAUAUUUCUAUACUGCUGGUUUAUCUCCUUGUACUGAACAAUUUUUAUCCACACUUGUUUAUCUAGGCAAGUUGCAGAAAACAGCAAUUCUCCUGUCUUGUUUUGCCAUAAUGAUGUGCAACCAGGUAAAAAAUGUUAGGCAGUUUAUUUAUUAGCUAAAUGCCAGCAUAAUGUAUGUUUGCGAAAUUCGAGAUUUUUUUCACAAAUCAGUUUUACAAAUAUUCCCAAUUAAUUUUUGAGAUAUUUGGAACCAAAAUGUCCUGCCAUGCAUGCGCAUUCGCCAUCUUGUUUUAUAAUCAGAUCUUAUUCAAUGGCGUCACAACCAUAGGGUAUAGACGUUUUAAAACUGAAAAAUAAAAUCAGCGGAAAGCUUAUAACAUUGCUUGUGCUUUAAUUUACAAUCGACAGGAGUAAAGAAAAUCGGAUUUAGCGAAGAAAAUCUGUAAUAAUGUUUUUGAGAUAUAUCGAGUCUCUCUUCUAUAAGUGGCAGAAACUUAAUUUUUAUUGUUACUAAAUGCGAUUGAAUUAAUUUUCAAGACCGAAGUUGACUGACCAAUUAUCAAAAGUGCAUGUCGAAAAAAACACAACCAGAGGUCCAAAUUUUAUGUUGAGAUAGCUGUUGCCUGCACACUCAACAUGCACAUGAUGUUGUCCGCGGGCUUUGAAAAUUCUGGAUUGUCCCUGAAUUUAAUGUAAAACCCAGGCCUGCGAAGUCCUUGAAAGUCUUUGUUGGAUUGUUUUUAAAUUAUAUAUUACAAUAUCAUCAAUUGCUUUGCAGGCAAUCUUCUGGUGAAGACAUAUGAAAGUCUUUACGUUGCAAAAAUCAAAGUCAUCGAUUUUGAAUAUUCUUGUUACAAUUAUAG